Molecule: messenger RNA, 1583 nt
Organism: Pantherophis guttatus
Lineage: Eukaryota; Metazoa; Chordata; Lepidosauria; Squamata; Colubridae
Source: RefSeq, a predicted model, not a curated record
UCUUUAUGAUCAAGAAGCCCGCUUUCCCUCCGCCCAGCGCCCCCUGCCGGUUACAGCGCGGAAGGGGUCCUGGAGCGGAGUUGCCGUGGCAACGCCGGGGGGCAAUGGGGCUUCUUGGAAGGGGCGCCAGGUUGGGGAAGCUGGCUUGGCCUGCCUUAAGCAACAGCCCCUGAAGGCCUUUCUAUCCAAGUGGGGUCGGCUCCUCCCUUGGAGACGUCAGCUGGGCGGCCGUCUCCUCCAGUGGGUGGACCGGGACCGAAGGAUGAACUUCAAAUACUGGUUUCUCUUCCUGCUGUAUUUCGUGCAAGGAAUCCCUUACGGGCUGCAGUCUGGACUCUUGCCGAUCUAUUUCCGAAUCGUGGGCCUCUCCUUCACCAAGAUCAGCCUGACCAAGCUGCUUUAUCUGCCAUGGUUCCUCAAGGUCUUCUGGGCCCCCUUUGUGGACUGGUAUUUCUCCAAGAAGACCUGGCUGAUCUUCACCAUGUGCGGCUUGGCCCUGACCUGCCUGGCCUGUUCCUUCCUGACCCCAGAGGCGGACUUCCUCGCAGUGGCCUUCGCUCUGCUGCUCAUGAACCUCUUCGCUUCCGUCCAGGACGUGGCGGCCGACGGGAUCGCCAUCCAGAUGUUGGGAGCAGAGGAGGUGGGCUUUGGGAAUAGCAUCCAGGUCGUGGCCUACAAACUGGGCUCCGUCCUAGCUGGAGGCGGCCUGCUCACUUUCCUCCAUCACCUGGGCUGGGGACCCCUCUUCGUCUACCUGGCUCUGAUAUACGCCGCGGCCAUCGGUUCACCUCCAAGUUUCCUCUGGUCCCCUCCUCAGGACAGGCUGGCCAAGGACAGCAGCUUAAGCCUUCCGGCUUUUUUGCAUGAGCUUCUCCUUGUGCCGGACACGCUGUGGACCGCUGGCUUAGUCCUCAUCUACAAGUUGGGUGAACAGGGGUCGGUUUCCAUGUUCCCCCUCUUCCUCCUAGAUCACAGCUUCUCUCCCCAAAAGCUUGGCUUCUGGAACGGGAUUGUGGCCACUGCCUUUUCCAUUGCAGGCUCUUCCCUGGGGGGCCACUUGAUGUCAGACGGCAGGAAAUCCGACUCCCUGCAAACCUUGCUGGUCCUUCGCUUCUGCAACCUCCUUUUCCAGACCUGGGUGAUGGUCGCCUACACCGACCACGCAGCUGCCUUUGAAGUGGCCGCGGUGCUGAGCCUGUGCAUCCAGCACUUCAUCGGGGGCCUGAUCACCACCCUGGUCUUCAGCAAGAUGAUGCUGUGCACUCAGAAGGCAAAUUUCUCCCCACAGGCCACCCACUACAGCCUUCUGGCCGCUAUCGAGGUCCUGGGUAAAGUGGCUUUCAGCACCGUGGCAGGUAGCCUGGUGGACUGGCUGGGCUUUCCACACACCUUCGGCGUCUUCCUCGCCCUCUCCUUUGCCUCCGUGCUGUACACGGUCUGAGCCACGAUGGGCAGCGGCCGUUCUGGCAGGAUCCGUCCAGUGUCACUGGCCAAAGGGAGAGAGAGAGAGAGAGAGAGAGGUCACCUCAAAGAGAAGCCCAGGGAAGUCAUGGACGUCUCAUUAAAGCAACCGCCUCACCCAA